UUCAUUUAUAUUUAUAUCAGCGCCUUAUAUUUCUCAGGAUGAGGUGAGACUUUGAGGCUCCAGUUUCGCUCAGUGAGAAAUUUAUUUACCAUCUUCAUCCUUGAUGGUAUCGAUUCAACACGGAGACUCUCCUCAGAGAGUUCAUUAACAUGACAGCAUCACAUGCAGAUUCAUCAGCUGAACAUCCAUGAUGCCGAUCUCCCGUUCUACCUCAUCACAAAGGUUCUGUCGGGUUCUGACUGUGGAGGUCAUUAGAGUCCAGAGGACUCGUUGUCUGAAAUGAUUCUGGAGCCUUAUCCUGCUGGAAGUAUCGGAAGAUCUCUGAGGCUGAUACAGUCCAUGAACAAUGAUUGUCCAUUUUGGCUUUUAUGAUCCUCGUAAAUAAUAAUAAAAAAAUGUUUUGGUUUUCUAAAAUGUAAACAAUUCAGCUGACCACCUGAGACCAGGAAGACAACGACGUACUUCUGUUUGUUUCUCAGACCUGAGUAGAGCCUGCUGCGUGUAUGUAGUACCCCCCCCCCCCAAUAAAUAAAUAAAAUUAAACAAAAACAAAAACACACGUACUCAUGAUCCGCAGUGUGAUCAUUGAUCUACUGGAGUUCUUUCAGAUGAAUUUGGUCUUUUUUUUUCAUUGACCACUUAAUGAAUACAAUGCAAUCAACACAUUAGAGCUCAUACAGAUAUAAACGACACGAUAUAUGACGACACUAGAAAGAAAAAUAGGAAAAUACAGCACAGCAAAUAAACAAGAGACAAAAAAAAACUAGAAAAUGUCAGAUUUACUGUUUUUUUGUCUCUAUAUGUUCUUAAUUCCAGAUAUUUACAGAUUUCUCGUGUUUUUGAACCUUUGUAUUCAUGGAAGUUGAGAUGUUUUUUUAAAUAUUGCUCAAGUUCUGUUUUAAGAACCAAAAAUUCUGUUUUUUGUUCAUGACUUUACUUUAAUGUGAAACUUGGCCAUAAAAACAUGUUAAUAAAAAGGAAGCAUCCUGAUGUUUGGAUCUUUGUAAACCAAAACUAUCCUCUCUGUCACACAGAUCAAACCAUUACAUGUUUUUGUCUGCAGGGAUUUUUCCUCAGACGUCGCUGCGCCUGCAGCUCCAUCGCUGUCCAGACGGGGCGCCGCUGAGCGCAGAACCGCGCUGCGGCUCUUCCUCCUCCUCCUCCUCCUCCUCCUCCUCAGACCGACAUUGAGAGCCAUGUUCCUCCUCUUCCUCCUCUUCCUCCAGCUGAUGGACAGCGGGACUCCCGGGCUUUUUGUUUCCUGAACGCUCGCGGAUAAAUCUCUGUUAGUCUGCCGGCCGCUGAUUGGCUCCGCUGUGUACGGUCUGUUCCUGUGCGGGAAGGUGAGCAGGGAUGUCGGAGUCUCCCGGACUCGUGGACCUGGCCCGUCUUUACCAAACGGAGUUUGUGCGCAGUGCACGUGCGGUGGCCGUGCUCUGGGCCGUGUGCACGCUCUGCCUAGCCAUCGUACAGGUGGUCAUUCUGCUCCAGCCGUCCUGGAUCGGAACCUCAGACACCCCGGUUCUCCCGGCCGGACCCCCGCUACCCAAAGGCACGAUAGGACUGUUUGAGGUGUGUAUGGAGACAGAAUGGCCAAUCCCAGACUGCAAAGGGGGUCUCUCCAGCCUGUCCCCUCUGCCGUGCUUCCAGUCUGUGGCGGUUCUGGUGGGGGUUUCGUUAUGGGCCGUGUGGACCAGCGUCCUCUGUCUUUGUCUCUUCAGGUUCUGCAGCGCCGUCACCGUCUACAAGAUCUGCGCCUGGCUGCAGCUGACCGCAGGUUUCUGCCUGGCCCUGGCCUGUCUUUUGUUUCCAGACUCGUGGGAGAGUCCAGAGAUGCGAGCGCUGUGUGGAGACUCGGUCGGUAGCUUCUCUCUUGGAAACUGCUCGGUCCACUGGACCUUCAUUCUGGCCGUGCUGGGAGUUCUGGAUUGCUCCAUCUUGGCCACCCUGGCUUUUGUUCUGGCUAACAGACAGGAUGCACUGCUGCCCCCCACUUCCCCCGAUGCGACCUUGGGUCUGCUGAUGACACCCUGAUCCUCCAGGGACGUCGGUUUCUUCGUCUCUGCUCACUUAAAGCAGGAAACAUCUGAUGAAUGCUACAUUUCUGACAAAGGAUGAAGAUGAUCAGGACUUGUGUGAAGCAGCAUCUCAAAGACGCGAUCGUAACUCUUCGCACCUGAAAGAGUCGGAACCGAUCAGAAAGUGGGCGGGGCUCUCAGAUUUUGUCUGCUUGUUUUUCUUUUAUUUUUUUGGAGCAUCAGAAGAGAACACAACCCUGUCAGAAGGAGCAUUCUGGGAAAUAAAAGCUGGCACUGACGCCACUUUGACCAAAUGUUUGCUUGUUUACAUGUUAGCUUCCCCUGAUCCACGCUGAGAAAGCCCCGCCCAUCCUUAGCAGACGAACUGGAUCAGGUGAUUCCAGGAUCUGGCUGAUGGAAAACACCUGAUCCAGGUAAUCAGCAGCACCUGCAACAGAGAAGAUGAAACUACCGGUGGCUCUGUUUGAACCUUUCUGAUAAGAGCGGCCUCCACUGGUGAAAGUGUAUGAAGAUCCUGGUCUAUUGCAGCUUUUUCACAGGAAAUAUCUAAAAGUUUUGUCUCUUCACGGCUGUGAUUGAACAGAAGUUUUAGUGAUAUCAUUGUAAAAAGUGACAGAUAUGAGUCAUAGGAUGCUUUCUGUUGCAAUAAAAUGCUCCUAAGCAUGCAGACCUGUGUUGGUAAAGUUUUUCAAAUCGGGCGGGUAUGGAUAAUAAAUUCCAUAAUCGAUUCUAAUCAUCAGA
Oryzias melastigma (Indian medaka) is the source of this 2780-nucleotide messenger RNA. RefSeq names its product LHFPL tetraspan subfamily member 4b (gene lhfpl4b). Gene Ontology annotation, biological process: sensory perception of sound. Bases 1354 to 2034 code for a protein of 226 amino acids. Gene Ontology annotation, cellular component: plasma membrane. The transcript has 7 exons. NCBI's taxonomy places the organism in Eukaryota, Metazoa, Chordata, Actinopteri, Beloniformes, Adrianichthyidae. The record is from RefSeq and is a predicted model, not a curated record.